Messenger RNA from Rotaria sp. Silwood1, 421 nucleotides. Lineage: Eukaryota; Metazoa; Rotifera; Eurotatoria; Philodinida; Philodinidae. The record is from the annotation of a GenBank genome assembly.
CUGGGACUAUGUUUCCAAAUGGAUACAUCCGGCCGGAAAGGGAUAUACAAAAGCUGUUGAAUAUGGCUAUGAGAAAGAAAAUAUAUUUGUACUAUCGUUAGGUACAGGUGAUUAUAUACAAAAGCCAUCACCUGUCAAUGCUCACUGGGACCUUAUACAUUAUAUGACACAUCAUGAUGCCAUAGUAAAAGUUCUUCUUGAUAGUCAACAACAUAAUGUAGAUUAUCAUAUGAGUACUUUGAUGAAUGAUAAUCAUUAUUAUCGUUGGCAAGCAUGGUUUGAAGAAUCAAUUAAAUUAGAUAGCUGUGAACCAGAUAUAUUGGAAAACUUGGAAAAUAUAGCAUAUGAAUAUUGGGAAGAAAUGGAAUUAUAUGAUAAUAAUAGAUUAAACAGAUUGAUUGAACGUUUACGAUAUGAAUAA